Trichoderma harzianum CBS 226.95 is the source of this 1233-nucleotide messenger RNA. RefSeq lists its product as hypothetical. The transcript is spliced from 2 exons. NCBI's taxonomy places the organism in Eukaryota, Fungi, Ascomycota, Sordariomycetes, Hypocreales, Hypocreaceae. Bases 1 to 1233 code for a protein of 410 amino acids. The record is from RefSeq and is a predicted model, not a curated record.
AUGGAUCUCGCCGCUAGCUACCGCCUUGGCUACAUGCGGGACUGCAUCUACCGUUGCUACAAUGUUGCCGAAGAAGACUCCCAGUCGAAGAACCCUAUACUUCAUCACUGGGAGAUGACUUCUCCGGGUUACAACUAUCAUUUCUGCGCGGUUCAUCGUGUCUAUCACUGCAUGGCUACCACCUCCCGAGUUGACCAGCCAUGCUGUGGCGAGUGUGCCCCUGCAUACUACAGCCAAGUCCCCGAGGUGACCUGGGUCCGAGAGAAAGACUAUCAUUUCUCGUUCCACAGCGUGCCUCCUGACUUCCUGCAGAUGAUGACGGGUGGUAUUGUUCGAGGAGAUGCCCGUGGCCCGUCCGUCCGACUUGCCACCAUCUUCCCGCUUCCCAGCGACGUGCCAGAGCAUGGCUCGGCGCUCGAAGCAGUCCCCCGACACGACGCCACGUAUCGAGAGCUCGGUUCUAACUUGAUGGCUCAUCGACGCCACCCUGGCUUGUUCCUCAUGAGGUUUGUCGACUACGACGGGCUGCCUGGUUGGUUGCUCUGUGGUCGUGGCAUGACUCAGGACUCGUUUGCGCACCUUGCCGAGGCCGAGCAUACUGGUGACAAUGUCAUGAAGUCUGCUCGGCUCUGGGCAUGCCAGCAACUGGGUUGUACCAUGCCUCAGGAUGUUCGCUGGAUUCUCUGGUCCAUCUACAUGCUUGCCAGCAAGGCCCUUACCAACCCUCUCCCUACCGAGCAAGAGUUCUGGAUGUGGCGCAGCUGGCUCUGGUACUGGUAUACCAAGGCUAACGAGCUCGCGGCAUACUACCAGAUGGACAUUUCCAGCCCGGAUGAAGAUUGGUUCAGCAGACCCUCAUCCGACGUCCACUCUGUCUCUCGCCCCUGUAACGGCGUGGCUGAGAGUGAUGUCUCUGCCGCACAGCACGAUACUUCUAUGCCGUCUGACAACGACGACAUUAUGGACCAGUCAUUUGUGGCCUCUGAUAACAAUGGCGAAGACGAUGCCUCCAAGGAUGCUGCUUCUAAUGUGUCUGGAUCUGCUACCAACCAAAAUCAUUCGGAAUCUCCCGGUGCCGAUUCGUGGUCGACCGAGUCGUCCUCUACUUCGUCUUCUGAAACGCCUUCUUCUGAGGCCGUCACCCGUGAGCCAACCUUUUCGAUGACUGGACUCGCUACCACUCUGGCUUCUAUCGACGAGGAUGAGGAUUCUGAAGCCGAUACCGAUCAGUAG